Parnassius mnemosyne (clouded apollo) is the source of this 3644-nucleotide messenger RNA. NCBI's taxonomy places the organism in Eukaryota, Metazoa, Arthropoda, Insecta, Lepidoptera, Papilionidae. The record is from the annotation of a GenBank genome assembly.
AGUAGAGACGCGUAUUUUGCAAUCAACGGACGUGCGCGCCAUCAUAAGUUAUAAACGUAUACGUUCCAAUUGUCAAAAUAUCAUAGUUAAGUAAUAACGCAGUGGAUACAAUUUUUUUGCUUGUUUUUAUUGAAAGCGGAUACCCCUUAUAGAAAUGGUAGCACGACCGCGUUCGCCAGACGGCGCUCUGAUACCACACUUCUACGCUGGACGUCAAGUUCUUAUUACCGGUGCUACCGGCUUCAUGGGUAAGGUACGUAAGAUUACAACUUAACUGGACUCUAACUAAGCGGUAGUUGCAAGAUAUUUGUUGUUGGAUUAAUGAGAACUAUUAAUAACUAAAUACUGACAUUAUUAAUAUGCUCUACAAGUUGACUGACUUGUAACUUAUCGCCAUGACAAUGUUUUCUGACCAAUUUCGACCGCGAUGACAUGGGAACUAAAUACUUAAAAUAAACAAUAAUAAUUUUAAGAGAAUUAUGGCCAGACUGACAAGAUUCAGUUCCAGAAAUUAUAGACCAAGAGUUGUGUGCAUUGUUAGAAUAGGGUUUGUAGUGUCAAAUAUCAGUUUCCCAGCCGAAUAUUGCGUAGAAAGUGACAGAUCGCAUUGUCAAAGCCCGUUAGCUAUACCGAGGGCUCUGAGCGAGUAUUACGACCAUCGCCCGUAGACCACGUCAUCGUGACGCCGAAUGUACGAAUAUCAUUAAUGGAAUUGGGCCUGGAUACCCUAGACCGCUAACUGAAAAAUUAAAAUUGCCAGGAGUACAUCAUAAAGAACGGCGUAUUAAAUCACAUAAGAAUAAGGAGGUGACAGAGUCUCAAGCCUUUUGAUUUUAUAUCGAGGAUAAAUAAUGUAAAUGUCUAUAGACCACUGCAUCUUAUCUUAUUUACCAUCAGGUGAAUUGCGUGCUCGUUCAUCACCUCACUCUAUAAAAUAAGCAAUAUAAUUUGCUCAGGAGAGCGGGACAGUAUUUUAUGCCGGCACAACGCCUGCAACUUUACAAGGCGCAGGUUCGGCAUCAUAUGGAAUACUGUUCCCAUUUCUGGGCUGGGGCUCCCCAGUGCCAGCUCCUUCCACUUGACCGCAUCCAGCGCAGAGCGGCUCGAAUCGUCGACGACCGAGUCCUUUCCGAUCGGCUCGAUUCAUUGGCGCUGCGAAGAGAUGUUGGAUCUCUUUGCAUUUUCUUUCACAUUUACCACGGGGAGUGCUCUGAGGAAUUGUUCGGAUUAAUCCCAGCUGCCAAAUUUCACGAACGCACAUUGCGGCAGAACUCCCGAUACCAUCCACACCAUCUGAAUGAUUGGCGGUCCACCACUUUGCGAUUUAGAAGAUGUUUACUUCCUCGCACAACUUCCUUAUGGAAUAGUUUACCAACAGCGAUUUUUCCGGACCGAUACGACUUAGGGACCUUCAAGAAAAGAGCCUACUCCUUUUUAAAAGGCCGGCAACGCAUCUGCAAUUCCCCUGGUGUUGCGGUUGUUCAUGGGCGGUGGUAGUCGCUUACCAUCACGUGAGCCGAAUGCUCGUUUGCCCCCUCUCCUAUAUAAAAAAAUAUAUAUUAUAUUGAGCCCGUGCCACAUUCGCAAUCCAGCGUUAUGUUUUGUAAAAAUAUUAAUAACAAACGCUACAUUUAAAUUGUAUUUUUAGGUUCUAGUUGAAAGAUUACUGGCGACAUGUCCAGACAUAAGUCGACUGCAUCUCCUGUUGCGUCACAAGAAGGGUGUGACCCCGGAGAAACGCUUGCAGGAUCUGAAACAAUCUCAGGUUGGUGGGAAUUUUUGAAUACAUCCCUUUUAAUAUUCGGUUUAGACUGUGGAGACAGUAUAGUCUCUCAGAUAAAACAUAAAUUAUUUAUUCAUCAUCAUCAUCAUUACAUCCCUUCUCAAGUCCACUGUUGAACAUAGGCCUCCCCCAAGAAACGCCACAAAGCACAUAUUAUUUAUUCAAACCGGACAGAAAACAACAAAGCUUUCCUUAGGAGUUUGUCGUUUGAGUAAAAGCGUAUGUGUAAUAAAUACACAUAUGGUAAAAGUAAGGGAAGACAAAUCAUCAUCAUCAUCAUUACAGGCCUUCACAAGACCACUGCUGAACAUAGACCUCCCCCAAGGAAUGCCAGUUGUCGGUUCUUCGAGCUAUAUGGCUUGCCCAUUGCCACUUCAGCUUACUAAUCUGUUGAACUAUGUCGGUCACUCUAGUUCUCCUGCGGAUAUCCUCAUUUCUAAGUUCAUCACGCAGAUAAACCUCGAGCAUAGCCCUCUCCAUAGCUCGCUGAGCGGACUGUUCAUAAGUUAUCACUGGCAAAACGUACCGGUUGUACAAUCUCAUUUUCAAGUUUUCUUUAGUUAGUUGAGAUAUAGGUAAGAAGAUGAAUAGUCAGGUUCUUUUUUCGACAUUAUCUAAAUGAUGAAAACUUUUUGUCUAGGUAUUUGAUGUGAUUCGUCAGACCAGACCUGAGCAGUUGGAUAAGCUGAGCAUGAUCGCAGGAGAUGUCUCGCAACCCGGACUAGGACUAGCUCCCACUGCAAUGAGUCAACUACAACAGGUAUUUAGUGCAUAUUUAAAUUACUUUGUAACUUUUUAAUUGUAAAAUAUUCGAGGAUUAGCGUCGAAGGAAAAUGAAACAGUGGUGGGCAGCUGCAACCGCAUGUUCUUGAUAACAAUCAAAAUAUAUAAACAAUCGUAAUAAAAAAAAGUGUGGCGACUAUGAAAAGUAUCCCUCGUUUGAGGCAAUCUAUGAGAAGGGAGGCCUAUAUUUAACAAUUCAUGGAUGAAUACAUGGACACAUGUAACUGAAUUCAAACCUCGAGGAACAAUAUAAAUUGCCUCACAGCUUGUAGAUCUUCAGAAUUAAAAUAACAUCUUAAACGUGGUAGAGCCAUGCUGCAGCUAUAUUUGUGGCAUGAAUGGGUCAGCUCGACCGGGGAAGGACCACGCCCUCACAGUAUAUCAGCGUAAAAUAGCAGCUUAGUACUGCUGUGUUUCGUAUGGUGAGUGUAGAGAACCGGAGACCUUUUUUACUGGAAACGAGGCAUUCCAUCUUAGUCCUCACGGGUGACAACGCAUCUGCAUUUUGAUUCGUAAUCGAGGAUAGAUGUAGAUGUCUAUGGGCCACAGCAACUACUUACCAUCAGGUGAACUGUGUGCUGGUUUGUCACCCUAAUUCUAUAAAAAAAAAUUGCCAGCAUUGCGAUAGUUGAAAGCAGCAGGGUUGACUUCGGUUGGCUUCGUUAAAUUUUUCAUUAAAUAAAGUUCUGUAGAUUGACUGAUUGAGAAGAAAGACUUCCGAAGUCAGUACUGAGACUUAGUGUAUGGAAGUAAAGUUUAAGUUUUUGGCCUAUUAUAUGUAUAAUAUAUAUAAUUUUUUGAAUAUUAAAGCUUAGGGUAAAAAUAGGUAGUCGUCGAAAUAGUUGCAUUAAAAACUUUCUAAACUUUUUAUUCACCCUUAGGGUUAUAAUUUAUUAUCCAAAUUUAUAUGGUAAUACUCCCGAAGCAUAACCUAUUUAAUAAAAGAGAAUCAUUACAAGUAGUAAAAUUAAAAAUUUUGUACAACCGACUUUAAUAUAAAAUAUUAAGGGUAACUCAAAAACUACUGAUCAGACCGUGAUCAAAUUUAUAUCGGGCCACAUGAGAAGCGCCAGCUAUC